This is a messenger RNA of Rhipicephalus microplus (southern cattle tick), 6176 nucleotides long. RefSeq names its product paxillin (gene Pax). Lineage: Eukaryota; Metazoa; Arthropoda; Arachnida; Ixodida; Ixodidae. The record is from RefSeq and is a predicted model, not a curated record.
CGCCUGAGCUGCUUGCUUGCAUGCUGUUGUGCGUCCGUACGCCACUUUCGCUUGCGCGGUGUAGCGUAGCCGUGGUGCAGCUCUCUUCUACAACGCUUUCCCGUGUGCUGGUAGUGUCGGCUCGCAGACGGUAGCAGGCUGCGAGAAAAAAAAAAAAAGAUAAGUCUAGCCGGAAACAAGCAAAAGGCAGCUAGCUACCACCGGUGCGGUGGUGCACUUACAACCAACUGUACCACUUCAACUACGACCACCAAGCAUCUCACCACACCGGCCGUGUCGCCUUCCCUCGCUCUCGGAGUGCUUUCUCCCUGCCCAGUGGUUUGUCCUGCCUGCAUGAGGUGGUCGUGACGCUGUGCCAAGGUAGUUUUUGGAGCAACGCUCCGGACUGAUUCUAUUUUUGCGGUGUUCAACCCCGUGCCUUCGGCUCGCGCGGCCCUCCAAACUCCUACGCCGGCGACACCUCGGCAACGAUCCGCGAUGGAGGAUCUGGACGCCCUGCUCGCCGACCUGCAGCAGACAACAGCGAGUCUGAGCAACGGCUCGUCGCCUAUGUACUCAAGUAUCAACAGGCCAGGAACCCUCGGCAAAGAUCACAACAUGAGCCACACCGUCACCACCGAGCGCUACGACUACAAACCCUCCUCGGACAAGAUGUCGCCCAUCUACCAGAACCAGUACAUCGUACGGGAAGUCACAACUACGACUACGAAUCGAACUGCUUCGCCAACGUCGCCACGCAGCCGUCGCCUCUUGGAUGGGCCUGCCAGUCCCCCAACACCUAGGCGCUCGCCCAUUUCCAACAACCUGUCAGAGCUGGACAACCUCCUGGAAGACCUCAACACGGCCAAGUUUCCACACCCAAUCACGCCUUCGCCUCCACCGUCUAGGAGCAGAGUGACUGAGGUUACCACCACUCGCGAGGUCUCUCAUAUGCCGAACGGGAGGUCCCUCUCGCCGUCGUCGCCAGUUCGGUACCGGCCGCCCUCGUCGCCACGUUCUUACGAGAUGGAACCUGCAAUGGAGAACCUCCUCGAUGACCUCCAGAAUGCUGUUCCACAGCCAAGUCGAGGAAUUCCAAAGACACCACAGAGCCCCAAGCCACCACGCAGCUAUGGCGCUCCAACUCCAACUGCUUCCUCCGCAACCAAAGAACUUGAUGACUUGAUGGCAUCACUUUCAGACUUCAAUCUGAACGGGCCACAGGCUCAGUCACCCAUCCAGUCCCAGCAGCGUCAGCAGCUGCACGGCUCUCCGACUCCCGUGAGCGACCCGGCAUACGCCAAGCCCCACCGGCUGAACCGGCCCAACCAGCCGCCCGGCAACAAGCUGGAUUCCAUGUUAGGCACCCUUCAGUCGGACCUUACCAAGCAAGGAGUCACCACGACGGCCAAGGGACACUGCUCCGCAUGCUCCAAGCCCAUCGUGGGCCAGGUGGUCACCGCCCUUGGUCGCACAUGGCACCCCGAGCACUUUGUGUGUGCUCACUGCAACCAGGAGCUGGGCACCAAGAACUUCUUUGAGCGGGACAAUGAGCCCUACUGCGAGACAGAUUACCACAACAUCUUCUCUCCACGAUGCGCCUACUGCAACGGUCCCAUACUUGAUAAAUGUGUGACCGCCCUGGACAAGACAUGGCAUCCAGAGCACUUCUUCUGCGCCCACUGCGGGACGCAGUUUGGAGAGGGAGGAUUCCACGAGAAGGACGGCAAGCCUUACUGCCGCGACGACUACUUCGAGCUGUUCGCACCCAAGUGCGGUGGCUGCAACAGGCCGAUCACGGAGAACUACAUCUCGGCCCUGAACGGCCAGUGGCAUCCCGAAUGCUUUGUCUGCCGCGACUGCAGGCAACCGUUCAACGGCGGCAGCUUCUACGACCACGAGGGGCAGCCCUUCUGUGAGACGCACUACCACGCCAAGCGGGGCUCGCUGUGCGCGGGCUGCCACAAGCCCAUCACGGGCCGCUGCAUCACGGCCAUGUUCCGCAAGUACCACCCUGAGCACUUCGUUUGUGCCUUCUGCCUUGGCCAGCUGAACAAGGGCACCUUCAAGGAGCAAAAUGACAAGCCGUAUUGCCACGCCUGCUUCGAGAAGCUCUUCGGUUAAGAAGCUCUGUGGCCGAAGGGGUUCCUACAGUCCCACCACCUGGACACAGAUAGCGUCGCUGCCGCUACUACUGAACAUUGUAGUCGAUGACAAGCUGAGAAUGCAGUGUAAUAAUAAGCCAGUGUUCAAACUAUAGAAUGGGAAUUCGAACAGACAUACCAUCUAGGUAUAUUGACUUGCUUUAGGGGCCUGCAUUGAAGGCUCCAACAGGCGAGGUGCUGUGCUGUUAAGCAUAAAUGUGCGAGAUCAGUCCCCGGCUAUUGUGGCCAGGUUUCCGAGAGGACGAAAGGCAAAAGCACCUGCAUGCUUCGAUUUUGUUGCACGUCGAAGAACCCCUGGUGGUCAAAGUUAAAGUGAUAUCCAUCACUACGAUGUGGCUUAUAAUUACCGUGCUUCUUGCAUGAAAAAACACAAAAAUAUUGUUUGCUUUCAGAGACUUGCUUCGGCAUCGGUUGUGGCCAGAAGUGAUUUCUUUCGUUGUCGACCUGUAGUGUGGUCUCUGUGACUGCGGUACUUUUCUGCCUAGCAUGAGGUCAUAGGUUUGACUCCGUGCUGCUGCGAGCAGGUUCCGGCAGGUGCAGAAUGCAAAAGCACUCUUGCACAUAAGCAAACAUCAAAUGGCUUCAAAUCAUUCGAAGAUCCCAGCCGUGGCAUCUCUCGUAGCCGUUGUGUUGCUUUGGGAUGUCGCACUCUCCAAUUAAAUAUUAUUUUAUUUUUCAAAAUUCAGAGUAUCUCUUGUAAAUUAUAGUUUUGAGCAUCUAGGAACUUGAGAUAGAACUCGAAUGCUCUUUUGUGUCAGGCAAAACUUGAUACUGAUUUCUUAGGUUGUCACCCAGCCCACACGUCGUGGUGCUGAAGGACUUCUGCUUGGACUGAGCCUAAAGCUUGUCUACUCAACUUGCCUUCUUUUGUUGGAACCUUCCAUUUUAGAACAGUUGCUGCUUUCAUGAGAGGUGCAAAUUGCGAAGGGAUAAAAUGCGAAGAUGUUUGCGAAAAUGCUUGCAUCGCGAAAGUUGUGGAUUGUUUGUGGCACUUAAAAUGCUUAGGUGAUUUUUAUGUGUGACACGUUCGAAUGUAUACCAAGCAAUUGCUCACAAGCCAAUCUCCUCUGAUUUUUACUGGCACUGAAGACUGUUUUGUAACACUACAAAGAGUCUGGAUUAUUGCGUCCUCUGUACCUUUAUGCCACAUUUUUGUCUUAUUUUGUGCAAUCAUGCCAGACAAACUCAAGACAUGACGAAACAAGGCAGAGUGUUGUUUACAUCUGGUUGCUUGAAGUUGCCACCUGUCGAAGUUGCAACCUGUUGAAUACAUAAAGGCGACACGUGCACUGGCCAGUAGGCUACUUCCAGUUUGUUCUUUUCAGUUUACAUCUCAGUUUGGAGCAGUGUUGUUGUGACUGUUCUGUUCGAACUUUCCGCAUGCACUAUGUAAUAACACCGGCUGUUCGUGCGCUGUGCACUACAUUUUAGAAGGACAUACUAUAGGGGCACUGGAACGUGCAAACAUGACAAGACUACGACUACGACAGUUUUGCCUGUUGGGUUCAGGAGUAGUGGCAGCAGCAGCAGUUACUCAACUGCAGAAAGUGGGUGGGUACUUUGAUGCAUUUUCUUUCGGCUAAUGUUAAGUUUUUAGCCUGUAUUUUCUCCUUUUUUUUUCUUCUUUUUUGCGACAAUGAUUGUUAUGUUUUGUACUGUCAACUAGUUAAUAGGUAAGUGUAUAAUAGCCCUUCCUUCCUGAUGCUAUGUGGGAGUCGUGCCUCGCAACCAACUUGCAGUCAAAUAUGAGAAGGCUGUGUUGUUACUGGGAGUUUCUGUCCCCAUUUGAUGCUUCAACUGGGCCGUCUAUUAGUUGAUGUAGCGGUCUUAACAAGUCCCAGUAGGGCAGUCCGAUACUUCUUUUGCGACUGGCUCGCCGAUGCUUCCAACAUGCCAUGAGUAGAGUUUACAGACUGCAAGAAUUGUUCAUCGUGAUGUAUAUUUUGCAAGCCUGUGGCUUUAGCCUAACAAAACUGUAACUACUGGCAGAUAUUUGCACUUGCAAAGAAUCUUAUAGCAGCCUCGCCCAUCUGUUGGGGAACAGAUGCGCACAUUGUCGAAAACUAUGUUUUGCUUCGAGCGCAACUUCUCUGCAAAAUAAUUGGCAAUUCUAGUGAAAUGUGCAUGUGCUUGCUACCCAAAGGUUAGGCUCAUUUAGAGAACAUUGCCUUUUAGCUAAAUGUUUCUUGACAGGCUUAGUGCUCCAUGAUGUUUUUAUUGUUGGUAUUUUAAAUGUGGUCCUUUUAUGGGGGGGGGGGGGGAUGGAUGCUAUAUGACAAUUCUUUACCCCUUUUCUGUCGAUAUAUACAUGUGCAAUGCAUUAUAUCUUUAUUGUCCUGUCCUCCAAGCUGCUUGUAAACAACUUUUUCUCAUCUUGUUUGAUUACAAGAGUGCCUAAAGCAGAAAUUGCGAGUGAUUCGAACAUUUACAGUGAGCAGAAGGCUAUAUCUCUGCUGUCAGCAAAAUGACUGAGCCACCACAGUCUUUUCACAUUCAGAGAUCACAAUGGUAUCUAUAUUGUUAAAUGAAAAAAAUCGCAUUGCUACAGCAAGUGUUACAGUGCAAAAAGAAAUUAUACUUGAAUUACUUAGUCAGUGACGUAUAAUGCUCUGGUCAAUUUCUGGUGCCUUCUAUGGCACAUAAAACAAUCUUACCUUUGCCACGCACUACAAACACCCUUAAAGUAGACAGCAACAGGCUUCAUGAUGCUAUUUCCAGCCUUGUCUUUUCCGUAACCGCUGAAUGAAAUUCCGGAGUUUGGCAGUUCUCUGAUAAUGUGACCCUAGGUCCCGUUGCUGGAUAAGUUUACAGAUUGAGAUGACAGUGCAAUGUAAGGAACAUAAGAACACCUCUUGUUGGCAGCCUUGGCUGAAAUUGGUAUUUGGCACAGUUCUGCAUUUUUAAGUUUGCAAUACAAUUUGUACUCACAUACUUUAUUCUCACCAGUUCACUGGUGGUUCUGUGUAUAAGGUGGUUUUACUGUAUCAUCUGUCUAGUGUAGCAACACAUUGUGCCAACGAAUUCUACUCUUCCAGGAAUGUAUGCUGCUCAUGUCUCUAUCCCAACGAAAGCGUAGCUCAGUCAACAUAUGACUUUAACGACACAAAAGGCUCACGUACUGACAAAUGCUACUUGACACACUACUCUCAUUUUUCAGUUGUUGGCUGGUACCUGAAUUUUCUUUCUUUUCUCUAGUGUUGAUGUUCUUGUUGUUUCCCUUUCAAAGUAAGUGUUUGUGUGCACCUCAAAAGGUUGUGGUCUGUGCGGGGCACACACUGCCCCAAUGUCAUGGCAAAACGAUGUGAAUUGCACCAUUCAGAACACGUGAUUCAGUCUUUUGGCAGCCACUACACUAUGUAGGACAUUUUAGACUUUGGAGUCAGUUCUAGCAAUCCUGAAGAUUUCUUGUGCGCCCAAGGCUUGUUUAGCGUUUAUCAUUUCAUGUUUUAAUUGUAUACUGUAGCGCACUCGUGUUUUAAAUUUUGGUGCAGUCAGCACGUGGUAACCCUGCUGCACGGAUAUGCGCAAGGCACAUACAAAUGUCUUGGCAACUGCACUGUACUUGCAUACACGGGGUGAUGACACGAUAUUUAAGCCUGGGGUUUCUAUCAGUCUUUUUAUACAUACUGUAUACAUACUAUAUACAUUAUAUAUACAUUACCGCAGGGUGAUGCUACAAGAACUUGGGUGGGAUUCUCUCUUAGUGUAAUAACACAUGUGUUUUGGUAAUAUUGCUGAGUGUGCUAGGCCUAAUGAGCACUAUUUCUCCAUCGUAAAAGUCAUCCACGAAUGUAGAAGUUGCUAAGUCAUGUUGAAGUUGUGUUGUGCACUUUUCACACUGUAAUGAAGGCUGAACAGUCUGUGUAUGUGUGUGUCUUUGAUGAUACGCGAAGCAAUUUGUGCAAUUUUUAGUGCUGCCACCAUUGUUCACUAUCAGUGUUCUACUUUUUUUCCCUGAUUGGUGAAAGCUGCUACCACCUUCACAUUGUGACUGUAAUGUCGAGGCCUAACAAAGGAAGCCUUUGUUUGUUA